AUGAAUGUGAAAACCGUGCUCAUCCUCCUCGUUCUGGCUUUAGCCACGAUAUUUGCUUUGGUCUGUGUGCUGCUGACCAGGGGAAGGGCCCCCAGCACCUGCCAGCACCAGCCCCCGGAGCAGGAGGACACCGAUGGCGGACGCAGCCCGGUCUGCUCGCCUGAAGAGAUGGUGCAGGUGGUGCGGUACCUGCAGGCAAACCUCGGGGUGCAGCUGGUCGACGCCUCGCGUGCGAAGCCCUCCGACAACUGCAUCGCCUCCGUCGACGUGCAGGUCCCUGGCAAGGCAGAGGUGCUGCGGUUCCUGGAUGGUGGGGGGGCUCGGCCCCCCCGGGAGGCGCUGGCUGUGCUCUACUUUGGGAACCAGCCAGACCCCAACAUCACCGAGUACGUGGUGGGUCCGCUGCCGACGCCGGCGUAUCACCGGGACGUCACGGUGCAGAAGUACGGGGGGAAGGUGCCGUACCACCGCAGACCUGUUACCGGCAAGGAGUACAUGGAUAUCCACGCCCUCAUCCAGCAAGAGCUGAGAAAGGCACCGCGCUUCCUCGUCGCUUGCUGUGAGUCUGACGGGACAGACCUGGCCAUCGUCACAACAGCCCCGCGGGGCUUCAAAUCCGGUGACCGUGCAACCUGGUUUGUCCUCUUCCACAGCAUGGCCGGCACCGGCUCCUACCUCUCUCCGGUGGGGCUGGAGGUGCUCGGGGAGCAUGGGGGCCUCCCCCAUUGCCAAGUCUUCUACAAUGGCCGGUACUUUGCCAGCACGGUGGAUCUGGAAGAUGCAUUUGUGGCCAAUUUGCUGGACGUGGUCAGGAUCAGGAAGCCCCAGGCAGACACAGUGCUGGGCUCGAUGAGACCCCGGCACCCGCCUGGCUCCCCAGGGCCGCUGCAUUACGAGCCCCAGGGUCCCCGCUACAGCGUCAAGGACAACCGUGUCACCUUCCAGGGCUGGAGCAUCGCCUUUGGCAUGAACCCCAACUCUGGUCCGCGCCUCUUUGACAUCAGGUACCGUGGGAAGAGGAUUGUCUAUGAGCUGAGUCUCCAGGAAGCCUUAGCCCUGUAUGGCUCCAACUGCCCCGCGGGCAUGUCAACCCGCUACCUCGAUGGGAGCUUCGGCAUUGGCAGGUUUGCCUAUGAGCUUGUCCGGGGCCUCGACUGCCCCUACAUGGCAACCUAUGUGGACCGGCACUACCUGGCAGAGUCAGAUACCCCCAAAACCAACCAAAACUCGCUUUGUAUUUUUGAGCAUGAUGCUGCCAUCCCUCUGCGGCGCCACUUCUCCGACUUGCAGUCCUUCUACUACGGCGGGCUGCGGAAAAACGUGCUGGUCAUCCGUGCUGUCUCCACUCUCAUCAACUAUGACUACAUCUGGGACUUCAUGUUCCACGGCAGCGGGGCUGUGGAGGUCCGGGUGCACGCCACCGGCUACAUCAGCUCCUCCUUCUUCCACGGCCGAGGCACCGACUAUGGCAACAAGGUUGGGCCCCACACGCUGGGGACAUUGCACCUCCACCACAUCCACUACAAGGUGGACCUGGAUGUCGACGGGCAGCUGAACUCUCUGGAGACCCAAGACAUGGGCUACGAGCUCGUGAAAGACCCCUGGAGCAUGCAGAACACCAUUGAGCGGCCAUACAUCCGCCGGAGGAGGCUGGAGAGGGAGGGCGAGGCGGCAUUCCCACUCAACAGUCCCAUGCCCCGCUACCUUUCCUUUGCCAGCCCCAAGCCCAACAAGUGGGGGCAUCCGCGCAGCUACCGGAUCCAGAUCACCAGCUUCGCUGGGGAGCACCUGCCCACCAGCAGCCCCAUGGAGAGGUCCAUCAGCUGGGGCAGGUACACGCUGGCCGUCACCCGGCGGAAGGAGGACGAGCCCACCAGCACCAGCAUCUACAACCAGAACGACCCCUGGACGCCCACCGUCGCCUUUGCCGACUUCGUCGACAACGAGACCAUCACCAACGAGGACCUGGUUGCCUGGAUCUCCGUGGGGUUCCUGCACGUCCCCCACGCUGAAGAUGUCCCCAACACGGUGACCGUGGGGAACGGCGUCGGCUUUUUCCUGAGGCCCUACAACUACUUCGAUGAGGACCCCUCGGUGGACUCGCCUGACAGCGUCUACUUCAGCAGCGAGCAGGACACCGGCGCGUCCCCCGCCGUGCGAGGCAGACUGAGGCAGACCGCUGACCCUCCAGCUGCCUCCGGAGCGCAGGCGUUUGCCAGUGCCAUCCCUCUUCCUCGGCCUGGCGACUCCAAGACCCCGUGGCUCCCCGGGCCGCAUGCAGGCAAGGGGCAGGAUGCUGCCCGCGGCCCCCGCUGCACCGAGCCCACAGUCUGCGGGCAGGACUCGGCGCUGGACACGACCUCUGCCUGCUCUGCACCGCGGCAAACAGCGCACAGGUAG
This is a messenger RNA of Opisthocomus hoazin, 2400 nucleotides long. Its product is annotated as amine oxidase [copper-containing] 3-like. Gene Ontology annotation, cellular component: plasma membrane. Lineage: Eukaryota; Metazoa; Chordata; Aves; Opisthocomiformes; Opisthocomidae. The record is from RefSeq and is a predicted model, not a curated record. Gene Ontology annotation, molecular function: copper ion binding; quinone binding; primary methylamine oxidase activity. Gene Ontology annotation, biological process: amine metabolic process.